This is a messenger RNA of Tachysurus vachellii, 1770 nucleotides long. RefSeq names its product RUS family member 1 (gene rusf1). Bases 394 to 1692 code for a protein of 432 amino acids. The record is from RefSeq and is a predicted model, not a curated record. NCBI's taxonomy places the organism in Eukaryota, Metazoa, Chordata, Actinopteri, Siluriformes, Bagridae. The transcript is spliced from 15 exons.
UAUUUAUAUAGUUAUAUAUGUAAACAAAUGUACAUUGUUGAAAAGCACAAGUAAAUGGUUAUAAGGUUAUGGCAUUAAAAAAUGUAUAUAUCCACGCCUUGUGUGUGUGGAGUUUGCAUGUUCUCCCCGUGCCUCAGGGGGUUUCCUCCGGGUACUCCGGUUUCCUCCCCCGGUCCAAAGACAUGCAUGGUAGGUUGAUUGGCAUCUCUGGAAAAUUGUCCGUAGUGUGUGAUUGCGUGAGUGAAUGAGUGUGUGUGUGUGCCCUGUGAUGGGUUGGCACUCCGUCCAGGGUGUAUCCUGCCUUGAUGCCCGAUGACGCCUGAGAUAGGCACAGGCUCCCCGUGACCCGAGGUAGUUCGGAUAAGCGGUAGAAGAUGAGUGGGUGAGUGAGACAUGGCGGACGGGGGUGAAGGAGUGAUUGCGACCGAGACGUACGGCUCCCAGGAGGCCUGGUCAUACAGGAUACAGGAUGGAGGGAUGAGGAGAGAGAGAAGGGGAGGUGAACGAGCUGUUAGGGGGAAAUCGAUCACCGAUGCGUUCAAGAAUGUUUUCCUUCCUCAGGGUUACCCUGAGAGCGUCAGUGAGGAUUAUCUACAGUAUCAGAUAUGGGAUACGUUGCAGGCUUUCUCCAGUUCUCUCUCGGGCACGCUCGCCACUCAGGCCUCGCUGAAAGGAGUCGGAGUCGGAAAUCAACAAGCAACGGUUGCUGCAGCCACAUUGACUUGGUUACUCAGAGAUGGCACAGGGAUGUUGGGACGAAUUCUCUUCGCUUGGUUUAAAGGGAGCAAACUGGACUCAGAAGCCAAAAAGUGGAGGCUUUUCGCUGACGUUCUCAACGACCUCGCCAUGUUGAUGGAGAUCACGGCGCCUCAUUUCCCGCCGUUCUUCACUCUUAUCGUUUGUGUCGCAGGAGUCUUUAAGUCGAUUGUGGGCGUGGCCGGAGGAGCGACGAGAGCAGCGUUAACCGUUCAUCAGGCUCGCAGAAACAACAUGGCCGACAUCUCCGCUAAAGACGGCAGUCAGGAGACGCUGGUGAACCUGGCAGGACUGCUGGUUAGCUUGGUGCUAAUCCCACUUGUCACUGAUAACCCCGUGCUGACUUUUAUUCUCUUCUUCCUCUUCACCACUCUUCACCUGUUCGCCAACUACAAAGCUGUCAGGUCUGUCGUCAUGGAGACGCUGAACGAAGCGCGUCUGGCGAUCGUCCUCCGUCGUUAUUUGCUGGACGGACAAAUCCUGAGUCCGGCAGAAGCCAACAGGAGAGAGCCGGUGUUUCCAGAGUUCAGAACAGACCUGUGCAUCAAACUUGGGGUCAGACUGGGAGACGUCAUUAAACGGCCUCAGGAGAUCCAGCUGGCUUUGAGGAACAACACCAGGUCCUACAUCAUAGCAGUACAAAACGGGAGUGUGUGUGUGUGUUUGAGCGCUGAUGCGUCAGUGCGUGAUGAGAUCAUGGCAGCGUGUCAGGCCGUGUGUAUCAGCACCGUGUUACACUCGUCACCGCAGCACCGAGCUCUCACACACCUGUCUGGGAGCAAAGAUUCAUGGGAGCUGGUUUCUGAAAGUCACAAGCUGAUGGACCAGAUUUUCCAGCAAUUUUUGGCAGGUCUAGAGAAAGCCGGUUGGCAGACGGACCGGACGCUGCUGUCCUGGGACGAGUGGAGAGCGGAGUGGAGGAAGAAAGGCGUCUAAAACGAGACAGUUUCGGUUGUGAGGAGCGGCGAAGAUGAACUUUCUUACAGUUUGUUUUUAUUAAAAUUUGAGAAUGGA